GCCCAAAUUGCAAUUCGUUUCAGCCCAAUUUCAACUUCAUCAAUAUUUCUUCUUCAACAAGCUAAUACCACUUCUAAAUUGCUCUUUCAUAUUUCUCGGGCGAAUUCUUCACCAUCUCUUUCUCCAAAAUUAAUUUCUAAAGGUUAUCAAUGAUGAAGAUCGAUUUUAGCGGACUUGAACCGAGUGCGCCACUUCGAAGGGAGGCUUCUGAGCUGUUUGAUGGCAUUCCGAGUUCUCCUUCAUUCCAGCUUCCUAAUGCUGCUAAUUUUGAUGGUUUUCAAAAAGAAGCAAUCCAAAUGGUGAAGCCUGCGAAGGGAACCACAACACUUGCUUUCAUUUUUAAAGGAGGUGUCAUGGUUGCUGCUGAUUCUCGGGCUAGCAUGGGAGGAUAUAUAUCAUCUCAAUCUGUGAAGAAAAUCAUUGAAAUUAAUCCCUAUAUGCUUGGCACAAUGGCUGGUGGGGCUGCUGACUGCCAAUUCUGGCAUAGAAACCUAGGAAUCAAGUGCCGCCUUCAUGAACUGGCAAACAAAAGGAGAAUUUCAGUUACUGGAGCUUCAAAGCUGCUGGCAAACAUUUUAUAUUCUUACCGCGGAAUGGGUUUGUCUGUUGGAACCAUGAUUGCUGGUUGGGAUGAGAAGGGUCCAGGAUUGUAUUAUGUGGAUAGUGAGGGAGGACGGCUUAAAGGAAACAGAUUCUCUGUUGGAUCUGGUUCACCUUAUGCUUAUGGUGUUUUGGAUAAUGGAUACCGAUAUGAUUUGUCAGUGGAAGAAGCAGCUGAGUUGGCUAGACGUGCAAUUUAUCAUGCUACUUUCCGUGAUGGAGCUAGUGGAGGUGUUGCUAGUGUUUAUCAUGUCGGACCAAAUGGAUGGAAGAAGCUAUCAGGCGAUGAUGUUGGAGAACUCCACUACAACUACUAUCCCGUCGAAGUAGCGGCUGUGGAACAGGAGAUGGCUGAAGUGCCAGCAGCCUGAGGAAAAAGGACCCUGUAAUAGUGUUUGCUUAUGGUCAUGAUUUUGUAGACCAGGUUAAAUGUCCUCAUCUUUGCAAAUUAGAGAGACGUCAAAGUUUGUUUUUCUUCUCAGACUGUAUUAUGUUCUUGCAAUCUGUAGAGGUCAAAAUUUACUCACAUCGGGGUGGUUACACCAAGCCAAUAGAUGCAAGACACGUGUCUUUCGUUCACAAAUUCGUCACUUGAUAAUGGUUUAAUUAUAUGUGUUCUCACUUAAAUUGUUAACUGUUAAGGUCAAAUUGUUUAAUU
Messenger RNA from Lycium barbarum (goji berry), 1258 nucleotides. Its product is annotated as proteasome subunit beta type-5. The transcript has 8 exons. Gene Ontology annotation, cellular component: proteasome core complex. The record is from RefSeq and is a predicted model, not a curated record. Gene Ontology annotation, molecular function: threonine-type endopeptidase activity. NCBI's taxonomy places the organism in Eukaryota, Viridiplantae, Streptophyta, Magnoliopsida, Solanales, Solanaceae. Bases 150 to 971 code for a protein of 273 amino acids.